Messenger RNA from Limulus polyphemus (Atlantic horseshoe crab), 4807 nucleotides. RefSeq names its product pre-B-cell leukemia transcription factor 1-like. Gene Ontology annotation, cellular component: nucleus. Lineage: Eukaryota; Metazoa; Arthropoda; Merostomata; Xiphosura; Limulidae. The coding region runs from base 248 to 1468 and encodes 406 amino acids. The record is from RefSeq and is a predicted model, not a curated record. The transcript has 9 exons. Gene Ontology annotation, biological process: animal organ morphogenesis; regulation of transcription by RNA polymerase II; neuron development. Gene Ontology annotation, molecular function: DNA-binding transcription factor activity, RNA polymerase II-specific; RNA polymerase II cis-regulatory region sequence-specific DNA binding.
UAUGGUGAAGUGUCUUGACUGGCAUUAUCGUUCAACCCACCCUGAAGUCUCUCGCUGGACGUCAAAAAGUAUUCCUAUCAAAACAGUCAAUCGUAGUUGGUUUCUAAUAACGUGUGUAAAACUCGUAGUUUUAUGGAUAGUCGUGCGCCUGUGCUGUGGUGAAACGUUUAUGUUGGAGACAGUGUAUGACCUUCGCUAGACCGACAGCCACGCCGUUGUGUCUGUACGGUGAGGGUGGUGUUGAAGCAUGGACGAUCAGAGAACAAUGAUGCAUCCCACGGUCAGUAUGGGAGGUCAUGUAGUGCCCCAACACACUUAUGGUAUGGAUCCUACAAAUCAACAGCUUACAUCGGACCAGGAACCUCGUAAGCAUGAUAUAUCCGAAAUACUCCAACAGAUCAUGAACAUCACGGACCAGAGUCUCGACGAAGCUCAAGCGAGGAAACAUACGCUGAACUGCCAUCGAAUGAAGCCAGCCCUCUUCAGUGUUCUAUGUGAAAUAAAGGAAAAAACAGUUCUAAGUCUACGUAACACACAAGAAGACGAGCCACCUGAUCCACAACUGAUGAGGCUAGACAACAUGUUAAUAGCAGAAGGAAUUGCCGGUCCUGAGAAAGGUGGGGGUGCUGGUGCAGCGACUAAUGCUUCUGCAGCGGCCUCUGGUGGACCAGGUCAACUUGAACAAACAAUAGAACAUUCAGAUUACAGAGCGAAAUUAUCACAGAUUAGACAGAUUUAUCACCAAGAGCUUGAAAAAUACGAACAGGCAUGUAGCGAAUUUACAGCACAUGUCAUGAACCUCCUCAGAGAGCAGAGUCGAAACCGACCAAUCACAUCAAAGGAGAUUGAAAGGAUGGUCCAGAUUAUUCACCGGAAGUUCAACUCUAUCCAGGUGCAACUGAAACAAAGCACGUGCGAAGCAGUCAUGAUUUUGAGGUCGAGGUUUUUAGAUGCCAGGAGAAAAAGGAGGAAUUUCAGUAAACAAGCAACAGAGAUUUUGAAUGAAUACUUUUACUCCCAUUUAAGUAACCCUUACCACAGUGAAGAGGCCAAAGAGGAAUUAGCUAGAAAGUGUGGAAUUACCAUUUCACAGAUUUCUAAUUGGUUUGGUAACAAACGGAUACGCUACAAAAAGAAUAUAACCAAAGCUCAAGAGGAGGCGAACAUGUACGCAGCCAAGAAGGCAGUAUCUGUAGGUGGCGCUGCUGCAUACAGUAUGGUGCCAUCAAGCCAAGGACAAAUGAUCAGUCCACCUCCACCACCUGGAGCAGUGCCACCUAGUGACGGAAUGUAUAACAUGAGCAUGAACGGUGGUGAAUCCUACCAGUCCGUAUCCUCACUUGGAGCCAAUGUCCAAUCACAGGCCCAAUCUCAGAGGCACAUUUUCAACCAACCAGCUGGAAUGUCGGAUGGGUUGGCUGCAGCUAGCCUGUACGAGCCAGGUGUCCAUCAAGUUCAAUAUGGAUGAAAUGGAAGAAAUGAUCAUCACCAUCUCUAGUGGGUGCACUUGAAAAGCUAAGCCUAACUUCCGGCACAUGUGUAUCCACAUCUGUACGUGCAUGUACAAACGUUUUGCUCCAAUGUUUUGUUACUGGUUGGGAUAAAUGUGGCUGUACACAUACAUACAAGAAGAAAAAACAAACAAACAGAUAAACAAAAAUAAAAUACAGUAACAUGCACCAACUUCAGUUCGAGACAUCAGAACAGAAGCAUAACAAAACUUUUUGUGCCAUAUCUCAAAACUACGACGGUUUGUUUGACAAAUUUGUUUGUUUUUUUCGUUUACUACCUAUCAUUGUUUUGUUUAUUGCUUGUUUCAUUUUUUUUUCAUUUUAAACUUUUGAGAAUCUUAUUCUCAUGCUGAAGAUGAAGAUGAUGAUGAUGAUGCUUCAAACGAAUAAAAUACGUUCCAUUGAUAAAAAUGGGACUUCCGGAAGUAGUAUUCAUCCACGAAUAGAGCUUAUCCUAUAGUUGGAUUGAACCUGGUCUUCGGAAGUUGGUCGUUUCAUCUUAAGCAGUUGCUGUUUUAGCUUCACUGAUUGGCGGAUAGAAAGCAGCGAAAUCUGGACGCAAAAACUUGAAUCUUCUGCUGAAAAAUGACAAUGUCAUACAUAAAAAGUUGUGUCUAAGAUACAUAGUCAGAUGUCUUUAAAUAGACGAAUUACCUGGCCAGUAAGGCUGUGUAAUUGAGCAAUUUCUUUUGCCAAAAGUUUAAGAACGAAAACUGAUCAACACCAUUAAAUGAGCUUCUUAUCAGUUUUGAAAAUUGCACGUUUUUAAAGGUGAUCAAACUCAUUUUGAAUGUUAAUUCUUUUCAUAAAAAAUAUCUGAACAAAAUUAAGGAUUAAAAAAUAAUCUCGAAACUUUGGGUAAAGUAACAAUAUUUUUUUCGUACAUGUAUUGACAAUUUUUAUAUUGGUUUAUUAUCUUACCAUUGGAAACUUUAAGAAAGUGGUCAGAGUCUGUAAUAAGUCGAACUUUGUAUAAUUUUCGGACAAUUAAAUUGAAGUAAGAAAGGAAAAUGUUUUUUGAAAGUCCGUAAACAUUCGGUUUUAAGAAAGCUAAAACAACGUUUUUCUUGUUAACCCUUUUUUUAUUAACCGAAAGAAUAAAAUGUUUUUUGAAAGUCCGUAAACAUUCGAUUUUAAGAAAGCUAAAACAACGUUUUUCUUGUUAACCCUUUUUUUAUUAACCGAAAGAAUAAAAUGUUUUUUGAAAGUCCGUAAACAUUCGAUUUUAAGAAAGCUAAAACAACGUUUUUCUUGUUAACCCUUUUUUUUAUCAACCGAAAUAAUAGAAUGUUUUUCCAUGGAUUAUUUUAUAAUAAUGUAAUAAAAGAAGCGACUUUUUUUUUAUAAAGCUACAAUAUAUUUCAGUUAAGAUUAUAUUGUUAUUCUUGUGACCUCAGAACCAAUUAAUAUUUAAUGCUAAUCUUAAACACAAGACAUAAAAAAAACGACAAACGUAUGAGUUUUUAACUUAAGUUAAAAAAUAUCUAUAUUAUACCUUCUUUUAAAUUACUUAUAGAGUGCCCGUUUCUCUGGAGCCUUUUUCUCAAUAUUAUCAUAAGUAAUUUGCAGCCAAACACAGUGUCUUACAAAUUAUAGAAAAUUUUGUUUUGGUAUAGUAAAAAAAAACAUUAUCUAAGCUAAAAAUAACUGUCAGAUACUUGGACUGGUAUCUAUGAUAUUAUGACGUAGUCAAACAUAUAUGCAGAGCAAUAUGUUACAAUACUGAAUAACAAUGUUGAAGGAAUUUCUUUGGAUUACUUGAAACCUUAGUUAAAAACUGAACAGAAAUUUAGAUUAUUCUAUACGCUGUUAUGUCUACGUAAAAAAAAAUGUAAACGUUUAUAAUGAUUUCAAAAAUAUUUAGUUUAUACAGGAUCUUUUUUUUUACUUUCUUGUUUUACAUCUCUGUUUUGAAAUGUGUACUUCGCGUGCUUUUCAUUGUGGAGGUAGGUUCAUGCCAAAAAGAGAAUGGAAUUCAGCUCACGUUUUGAUAUGUAUAUAAAAAAUAUAGGCCUUAAUCUGUGAUGGACAUUUUGAAGUAUUCUGGAAUGUUUUAGAUUGACUUAAAGACAAAUCCACAGUAACGGUUAAUUUGAGCGCUUUUUAUGCGCAAGUUUAACUGCAGAACGUUUCGUUUAAGAAUAAAAUGUUAUGAUUUAAUACAGUUUAUUUACUUCGCUUAAUAAUUCAACAUAAUUUCAAAUAUAUUAAACAUCUACGGUCAGUAACAAGGCAGGGUCAAUGCAGGUUCGAUUUUGUUUUAACGUCAUCACGUAACCAAAGACCACUAGUUAUCUAACAUCUGUAUAUGGCAGUAGGAUGGUAUUGUUUGUUUGGUGUUAUGCAUAACGCUGGUAUCGAAACCGAAAUUUUAGUGUUAUAAGUCCUUAGGCACAGGAGCUAGUAAACGAUACAUUUCGACUUAUGUAGCUAACGUAUUAAAGUUGAAAAUAGUAAAUAUCACAACACAAAAAUGUUUUAAAUUUUUUCACUAGGUUUAAAAAUAAAACAUUCGAGAACUGUAUAUGAUAAUCGAACAAAAAUGUCUCUGUAAUAAUUUAACCUCUCAAGUUUUGUUUCUUUCUCGGAUUUUAGUAAAAAUCGACAUAUCUGUUUUUUGUUCUUUACAAAUGGUACAAAACCAUGUUUAUGCGAAGGCUUGGUCACAGAACACGAAAAUUCGUUAAUUUUAUUUCAGAAAGUUUGGAGUAUGGAAUUGGAAUUCUAUUUGUUUUGAAAUGUUAAAAAAUAACUUAAUGUUUCAGUUCAGGAUCCAUAUUGGGAGUAAACGUUUUUACGAUAAGGAUUUUAAACAGCGUGUUUUAUUGGAUUUAAAUAGCAAAGAAAGCGUUAAGCCUAGAAAAAAAAAAGCAUUUUAAGGGAAUGAGACAUUUAGAAGAAACCUUAAAUACGAUAAAAGAACAAAGGUGAUAAGUACAGGAAGCGUGACUGCUAAAUAUAAUUGUAAUUUUCUUAGUGGUUUAAAAAAAAAUCAGUGUACAGUGAAAUUGAUUCGUAACAACCAUUUCCUGAAAUUGAAUCAUGUACGUUCAAUAUAUUGAUGGGCCUGUGAGGGCUGAAAUAAAUUAAUGUUAUGUAACAGAGUGAUUUCUUCAGUUAAAGAUUAUGUGCUGAAUUUGUUGCCCUCGGUGUUUCUGUACAGCAUGAAAAAAAAUUCGAUAUUACAGUCAGUGUAUAAAUGUGAAAUAAAUGUCAAUAGGCUACACGCCCAGCUUUUAGGAGUGUCUUGGGAUAUGAUUCGUCCCGAAUAAAAAAAAAGGGUUUUGUCAUAAAUA